GGUUUCUGUGGCUGUUCCUGCGGAGUGGAGGAGAAAAAAAAAUCGUGGCGUUCCUGAUCCGUGCUGUGAGGAGUAAAAUGUGAGGAAAUGCUCGCCAGGGGCGGAUGAGACGAGAGAGAGGGAGAAGAGAGGGGGGAAAAAAGGGGAGGCACCUGUGAGGCGGAAUAGCUCAGCCUACCGCGGCGUCAAGUUUGCGUUAAUCGCGGCGCGGUUACAGUUUCAGACAUAUUUGUCAAGCGCAGGAGUCAUCAUCGGAUCAGCUCCAACCUCUUGCUCCGAGCCAAAUUAUGACAGCGUGUUGUUGUCACGGACUUAACCUGUGAGGUGAUUUGUGACUGUUCUUUUCUCUGACGCUCCGUGCACCUGCAUGUACUGUGAGCAGCCCCGGCCUGUUGGUGAGGCGCUGUGCUCAGUGACUGUGCUGCACUAGGGGAACCCAUGGCUACUGGCCAUCCAUCUCCCUCCGUAGGCCGCAGGUUGAGGCUGCUGGAGUUGCUGCUUGGGCCUCUGUUGGUGUUGCUGGUUUGUGGACCGGUACAGGGUCAGAAGGUCUACACCAACACAUGGGCUGUCCACAUACCUGGAGGUCAGGAGGAAGCUGAUCAAAUUGCUAGCAAACAUGGAUUCAUCAACUAUGGACACGUAUUUGGUGAUUAUUAUCACUUCCGGCAUCGCACGGUGGUGAAGAGAUCAUUGUCGGAUCACAGGGGGACGCACGUCCGUCUACUAAAAGAUCCCAAGGUGACCUGGGCAGAGCAACAGGUGGUAAAACGGAGGAAAAAGAGGGAUGUUUUUGAAGAGCCUUUAGAUCCCAAGUUCAGAGACCAGUGGUACCUGUACAACAGCAACCACCAUGACUUGAAUGCUAAAGCUGCAUGGCAGUUGGGCUACACAGGUAAAGGUGUGGUGGUGUCAAUCUUGGAUGAUGGAAUCGAGAAGAACCAUCCUGACCUGAUGCAGAACUAUGACCCGGAUGCCAGCUACGAUGUGAACGAUGGUGACCCAGAUCCCCAGCCUCGAUACACGCAGCUUAAUGACAACAGGCAUGGGACCCGAUGCGCAGGAGAAGUGGCGGCAGUUGCCAGCAAUGGGAUCUGUGGCGUCGGUGUGGCUUACAACGCAAAGAUUGGAGGUGUGCGUAUGCUGGACGGUGAGGUGACUGACAUGGUGGAGGCACAGUCUCUCAGUCUGAAUCCCCAGCACAUCGACAUCUACAGCGCCAGUUGGGGUCCGGAGGAUGACGGCAAAACUGUCGAUGGACCGGCCAAACUCGCCAAAGAAGCUUUUAUGCGCGGAGUUACAGAGGGACGCGGUGGUUUAGGCUCCAUCUUUGUGUGGGCUUCUGGUAAUGGAGGACGGGAGAAGGACAGCUGCAACUGUGACGGCUACACCAACAGCAUCUACACGCUGUCCAUCAGCAGCUCCACACAGAACGGCAAUGUCCCCUGGUACAGCGAGGCUUGCUCCUCCACCCUUGCGACCACCUACAGCUCGGGAAAUCUAAAUGAGAAGCAGAUAGUGACUACAGAUCUCAAAUCAAAAUGCACGGACUCUCACACAGGCACCUCUGCCUCUGCUCCGCUGGCUGCUGGGAUCAUCGCUCUUGCCCUUGAGGCCAAUAAAAACCUGACCUGGAGGGACAUGCAACAUCUGGUUGUACAAACUUCUAAACCUGCCUACCUGCUCACCAAUGACUGGAAAACCAAUGGAGUCGGGCGCAAAGUCAGCCACUCGUACGGAUAUGGUCUACUUGAUGCCGGUGGUAUCGUGUCCAUGGCAAAAACGUGGACCAAUGUCGGACCACAACGAAAAUGCGUCAUCACCAUGGUCAGCGAGCCAAGGAACAUUGGCAGCCAUUUAUAUAUUAACAAGAGUGUGGACGGCUGCAUGGGGACAGACAGUCAUGUGACCUCAUUAGAGCACGUCCAGGCCCGGCUCACUCUGUCCUACAACCGGAGGGGAAACCUGGCAAUCCACCUCAUUAGUCCUGCUGGCACACGCUCCACACUGCUCCACCCCAGGCCUCAUGACUACUCAUCAGAGGGGUUUAAUGACUGGGCUUUCAUGACCACCCACUCUUGGGAUGAGGACCCUACUGGGGCGUGGACGCUUGAAAUUGAGAAUGUGGCUGGUGCCAGUGACUAUGGCACUCUGACCCAGUUCAUCCUGGUGUUGUAUGGCACCGGUUCAACAACUUCCAGCUCCUCUGAAAAGUCUCAGCCUGGCAAUGACAGCUGCAAGACGUUGGAUCUGAGGCAGAUAUGUAUCGAGUGCAAUGCAGGCUACUACCUCUUUCAGCAGGGCUGUGUGAAAGAAUGUCCAGCAGGCUUCUCGGUGGGCUCCCAGCCUCUCAACUACACAGUGGGAAACUUUAUGGAACCAGCUUCCGUCCCAGCCUGCCUGCCCUGCCCACGGCCCUGCCUGACCUGCAGUAGCCUCAGCCCUAGGUCCUGUCUGUCCUGCCCCCCGCACAGCUCUCUGGACCCCAACUCUGGCACCUGCCUGCAUCUCAACCAGUACAUGCGCGAGUCCCCUGAUAGCUUCAUGGUGGGGCCGGGGAACCAGAGAUCGCAACUAGAGCCCGGCUCCCGGCUCCCCAUAACCAUCGCCGUGCUCAGCUGCAUGGGCAUCAUCGCCACCUUCGCCGGCAUCUUCCUGAUGCUGCAGCUGCGCUCCGGCGCGCUCAUUAAGCUGCCUUCUCUGGAGGCCGGCGGUGGUCUCGGGGGCACCUUCAGUCUCGGCGGAAAUAGGUUGGUGUCGUACCGUGGCAUCCCAACAGUGUGGGGGGAUGACGUGGUAAAUACAGACUCGGAAAACGAAGAGUUUGACGUCCAAAAUGAGAGGACUGCCUUUAUCAAAACACAAAGUGCUCUUUAAUGCCUCCUCCACGUCCCUCCUUCUCUCCUGCUUUUAAAAUCCUCACACCACCAUUUGUCUGAUAAUUCAGGGCUGUGGUAACUGUCUCCUCUCACAGUCUUUUUCUGGUUUAAUCUCCAAUUCAUUUUCUUUUUCUGUCUUAUCGGAUUCUCAUCUGAGUUCUGUUUCGGGAUCUGGUCGCUCCGCUGUGCUGUGGGAGACCUGAUGGGAAGCUGCUGUCUCUCAGAGCUCGGGAUGGCCUGAGCUUUGCUCUGUUCACACUUGGGCGCUUUUCUAUUAAACUGGCUCUCUCCCUCCCCUUGCCCUCAAUCACUAACAGUGUCUGUCUGUGCAGAGUCCAUUUUCCCUUCCAGCUCCAGCUCCUUUUUGUUACAGUAAACAAAUGAUUAUUAUUUGCUUUCUUCCUCUUUUUUUUUUUUUCCUCCCACUGUGUCCUUUAGUCUCAGUGCAGUAGCCAGAUGAGAUUGAGUGUAUGUGUGUGUCUGUGCAUGUACGCGUGUGCAUCUCUAAAUGAUUGUGUGAAUGUGAGCGUGUAAAUCUAAUGAACAGUGAACAGUGCAGAGAAGCUUAAGCGGGUCCUGUCAUAUUUAGUGCUUUAACUAAAACGUGAUGGCCAAAAAUUGUAUUAUGAACCAUGAAAUCCAAUUUGGAAAUAUUUAUUCUCUCUGAAGUGUCGUUUAAUGACCUCGCUGUCUAUAAUCGGUUGACAAAUACAAUGCUCUCUAGUAAUUUACAUUUUUAAAGCGCAUUUUCAAGAUCAAACAAAUCUAAAGCGUAGCAGUUGAUGAGAAAAUAUCCAGACUUCAAUGGUUUAUAAUCCAUCAGCAGUCAGACGUACAAAGCAGACCUUUCAGGAUAUGCCAUCUCUGCAGUGUCUCUCUCUAUGACAGGACAAUUGCAGUAUCUACUGAAGAUACAAUUCUUAUUUCAUGCAGUCACUUUUAAGCCAGUACAGUUAUUGUUCCUGUUGUGUGAAAAGGUUUCUCCCAGCUCUGAAAGAACAAACUGUGAGUCAUUCAGUGAGCAAAGCCUCCUUCAGCCUUUUGGGAUUCCAGCUGAACUUAUUCCUGUUUUGGAAGCUAUAAAUUCUCCUGUGCUCGUAACCUCCCCCAACCAUUACAUGGAAGGGUAUCAAAACAAAAAAGAAAAAAAGGAAAUUAUAAGAAAACAACACACACACACACACACACACACACACACACACACACACACACACACACACACACACACACACACACACACACACACACACACACACACACACACACACAGGCUAUUCAAUCAACCCUGAGGCAUAAUCCCUGCCAGGGAUAUUUAAUUUCUGUGUCUGAAGUGCUUACAUCCUGGGGCUGUGGGAGAAGAUGCAGGGCUGCUUAGAGAACCCAAAACAAUGUGUGACUUGAGCGCAAAAGCUUCUCAAAGCAGCUGGAAGGUGUUGACUUACUUGUGACUGAUUUCUUGACAGAGCUGUAACAAUAUACCGGCUCUCCUCUCAUCACAUCAGCACUACAAACACACCGCAUAUCUUAACGAGUGAAAGUUGCUUUGCGUGUGCGUGUGGGAGAGUGUGAGUGACUGUUAGUUUAUUGCAUAUGAGGUUCAGGAAUGUUUAUCUGCCCUCUGAAGUGAAGAUUUCCUUCCUCCAUCCUUCCAGUCUCCGCUUUCUUCUUCAAAUUUCAGAUAUUGUUUAAAAAUCCUGCAGCGAGACUCCACGUCUCAUCAGCGUCUCUGCGCUUACCCUCCAGUCUUCAUCUAAUCUGAAUUUCAGAUCAUGUCUUUAGUGUACUUGCCAAUUAAUUAUAUUCUGAAUAAUACUGCAGCAAACUGUUUAUUCUGAGAGAUUUUAUUCAUUCCUUUAGGGAAAAUUGCUUUAAGGUUUUUUUUCUCUUCUUCUUCCCCCUCCUCCUUCUGCUUUUCUUCUUCUUUCCCUCCCUGGCUGGUCAUCAUCUGAAAUUUGCAUCUCAUUAUUUAAUCCAGUGUAGCCAUUUUGAUUCCAGUGAUCUUUUUUUGUUAUGUUGAAAUUAUGAUUUUCAAAAUCAGUGGAGCUUGCUGAGAGAGGUUGUCAUGGUGAUGACAUGCAUUGGCGACUGCAGCUGCUCGUCCUUUUAUCUACCUCUCAUAUCAUUCAGCAAGGUUUCGUACGCCGUUUUGAGGAGCUGAUAAAUGAUCAUAGAGGUCAGAUUAUAUGUAGGUUAGAUAUGAAAUCGCUUCUGGGAAAUGAUAAUUUUAAAAAAAAAAUUGUUUUUUUUUUUGUUUUUUUUUGUAGGAGGGUAGGUUUGUAUGUCACAUUUGUUUUAGAGGAGAAACAAGUAAUUGCAAUUCAGAAACUGUAAAGCUGCUGUGUAAAUUUUACUCCCCUGGAACUCCUAUCUGUCCUAAAAAUUUAUUGCCUUUAGGAUCAGCAUUCAUGUGCAGACACACCUGGGUGUUAAAGCCUCUUACUCAAAGAGGCUGGGUAGGAGAAUUGCUCUUACAUCUUGUUGGCCAGCAUUUAAGUGCUAAAUCACUUAAAUCGCCCCCAGUGCUAAAACACUGGGGGCGUUUGUUUUCUUCAUCUUUAUCCAGGUAUCUCCUCCUGGGGUUUGAGACCUUAUUUUAUUCUUUGUAAGUUUCUGUCACCGACAAUCAAUUCCUUUGUUUGUUUGUUUUCUUUUGGGGCAGGAGGGGGGCAAGGUGCAGAAGCACACAAACAAAUGGAUUUUAACUUUUAUUUUAACCGCCUCACUAGAAAGGCCUCCACAGAAAAUGUUCACUGUAUGCAGAUCAUUUAAAUUGCAGAUUUAGAAAUCAACUGCUUAUUUGGAAAAGAGAAAUUCUCCAAAGGCAAAAAGAAUAAAGAUUUUGAUUACCAAUACCUGCCAAAAAUCCUCUUCAAAAGAAUGGAGGAAGAUUGGUAUGUAUGCUCAUACAGCGCUCAGGCAAGAAGCGUAAUUCAUCUCGAAUGGCUGGUGCAGGUGUAACACAUUUGGCUUACUGUGGCCGCUUCUGGAUCAGAAGCCAAACUGAAAAUGAGGAUUUGGAGAAAAUGCCCUCAAAAGGAACAAAGCUAAUGUGGCAGGCUUGUUCUGCAGGGGUCUGUGGGUUGUACAUUAGUGCCUACUGCCAUUUAGGCUUUGAUUAGUUCCACUUUGAGGAGGGUGCUAAUUUAAAAAUGUAAUAACUCCAGCUUCAGACUUGAGCCACCAAAUCUUAUUGACUUCCCAGCAUGCUGCGAAGUGUGUAAACAACAGAUAAUGGGCUAAUGCAGAAACAAAAUUGCUUCCAUAAACCGUUUUUCUUAAACUCUGGAUGCAUCGUUUGAAGAAGUAUAACAUGGGACUUUAACCAAUGCGUUCCAAUUACUGUGGGCUAAUUGAUUCCUGGUCUAGUCAAGAUUAUGCACUGUGCAUUUUCCUUUGGACUUGUAUUGCUUCCAAGAAGAGUGGUUUUGUUUUUUGUUUUCUUCUCAAAAAUCCAACACUGCGGGGUGUUCAGACAGGUUUUUGUGGCCCCUCAAGUGCGCACACGAAAUGAUUUAUUCAUCUUGGCUUGAUGUUGUAUUCACUGCAGCUUGAAAACUUAAAAAUAAUUUAAAAAAAAGUAAAAAUAAAAAAUACUUUAAUCAGAUGAUCUCAGAGCGCUGCGCAAUCGGGUGUUAAACUUGGGAAAUCCAUGAAUGCAGGCAGAAUUAAGUAGCUUCUGCUUCCGAAGCGCCGGAGCUGCAGAAAACCAUCAGCAGCCAGCUGAUUCUUUUAACAGUGAGAAUGCGAUAGAAGCCCCACACACUAAAAUAAGACGAGUGCCAGAAAGCAGCUCGUAGCUAAAAAGCCCUUCCACUUUACAGGCAGCACCAACGUGUGGCGCUCUUAAAUAUAGAAAGAAAAAAAGCACUGCAUGUUGCAAAACAUCAGCCCUGGUUAUAAAGAGAAGACCCCCUCAUUGCUGCCAUGAAGGUUCGUCUUUACAUCGCUGAUCAUGUGGAGCUCGACGUUGCUCCCGUCCUGCGUCAGGAUGUAGUCUAAAGUGAGAUUAAUAUCAAGUCGGAUGAAGUUAAUAGGAGCAAUAUCUUUGGCAUAACCAAAGACAAUCAUUUUAAUGCUGUCUGUUUAGUAUGAAUAUGUGUUGCUUUCAGGUUGUCACAGUCCAUCGACCCUUCGCUUGUGUUCAGAGUGUUUUUAUUGAAACCAUUCAGCCACCUCUGCCUUUUUUUUGUUUUUGUUGUCGUUUUUGACGAUCUGCGGCGACACCUUGUAUGUUCAGCAGCUGCGGAGGGAGGAGGUAGAAUGUAUCCCAUCGCCAUUAACUUAAGGGCUGAAUCAGACCUGAGUGCGUCCGUGUGUGCUCACGCUUGUUAAAGUAGAAAAGAAACACUUUGUGAUGGAGGAGCGGUCAGUGGAGCAGCCUCAGUCCACUCUGUUGACCUCCUCCCGCCUCUCCGUGAGGUUCCUGACCUGUGGCUGCACACAGUACCUUACAGAUACGUGUGACCUAUGGUAAUGUACAAGAAUGAAUAUCCUACAUGGGACAUAACUCUAAAAUAAGGCCUAUUUUUGUACUAUAUGAAAGGUGCAGUGUAAUUUUCUUGUAAUUUAAGGAUUUUUUUGCUGUUGUUUUCUCCUUUUUAUUUAAUUGAUGUCAAUUAUAGAUUCUACUAAAAAUAAAGAUCUAUGCAAAUUUGAA
Molecule: messenger RNA, 7536 nt
Organism: Oreochromis aureus
Lineage: Eukaryota; Metazoa; Chordata; Actinopteri; Cichliformes; Cichlidae
Gene: furina
Product: furin (paired basic amino acid cleaving enzyme) a
Exons: 16
Coding region: 439-2877 (812 amino acids)
Biological process (GO): peptide hormone processing
Cellular component (GO): Golgi membrane; trans-Golgi network
Molecular function (GO): serine-type endopeptidase activity
Source: RefSeq, a predicted model, not a curated record